Molecule: messenger RNA, 3821 nt
Organism: Cuscuta epithymum
Lineage: Eukaryota; Viridiplantae; Streptophyta; Magnoliopsida; Solanales; Convolvulaceae
Source: the annotation of a GenBank genome assembly
AUUCCCUCUGUUUAUUCAAUAGAAUAAGUAGGAGUAUUUAUACAAGUUAAUUACAAGAUAAAGGGUAAAAUAAUAUACAAGCCCAAAAGAUAUCUACAGCCCAUAUACAUAUAUUAACGGUCUAACACAUACCAAUAUACCAUGAUACCAGGCAUAGGCAUGUAGUUCUGCCAACUACUACAAGAGCAGGGCCCGCCAAUAGCAGGGUACCUAGCCCAAUUCACUCGGCCCCCCAAAUGUUGAAGGCCCAAAAUCACUUAGGAAAAAUUGACAAGAAUAAUCCCACCUUUCACUGGUCUUCUCAUAAUAAUCCCACCUUUACAUAAUCCCAAAAUAAUCCCACCUUUGCACUCCAUCUUCUUUCAUUGGACCAUGACCAAGUUUUUUACCUUUAUUUAAAAAUCAUAUAUAAAUAAUCUCACAUUUAUUAAGAUAUAAUAGAAAAGUAAAAGAUGAGAUUAUUUAUAUGAUUCUCAAAAAAAGAGUAAAAAACAUGGUCAGGGUCCAAUGAAAGAAAAUGAGGUGCAAAGGUGGGAUUAUUCUGGGAUUAUCUAAAGGUGGGAUUAUUAUGAGAAGACCAGCGAAAGGUGGGAUUAUUUUUGUUAAUUUUUCCAAUCACUUAUUAGUAGUACUCCGUGUUAGUUAGCUGCCAGCCCAGGUCCAAGCAAAUAUAGAAGAGAAAGCCGGAAGACGGCCCUGGUUUUGGCGCAGACUGCAGCCAGGACCGACGACACCUCCACCCUCGAAUCCUCGAUCGCCGCCAGCCCGCCACCGCGCCACUCCUCCCGGAGUCCAUGGUCCACGCCUGACGCCUCCGCAGUCGCAGCGUCUCACCGUCGCACGGCUCGCUGAGUCGCUGGAGACCGGAAUCGACGCCGGCCGCCCAGCUGAGUGCCUGUCUGCCUCACAGCCCUCACUGUCUGAGUCGCUUGAACGGCUGAAGAGUGAAGAUUGAAUGCCUCCGGCAGAACUUCAUCCAUUUCAGCAGAUUCGCCGGAUUUGCCAAUUUCAGCUCUACGGCAGUGUACGGCCCUUCAAUGGUCCAACAUGCUAGGAACUUGGAUGCAAUCCGCAGAAAAGAUCUCAGGACGAAGAAACAGUUCACAAUUUAGCAUUAACAAUGUUUCCCGAGAUCGAUGUUUCUUGAGGUGAUGAACAAUAUUAGGCUGCAUCGUUUUAAUUUUGUGAAUAAGUCCACACAGCUAAGCUGUAAACCCCAAACUCUUGCAAAUCCAGCUGCAAGAAGCUCGCAGAAAUCUGAUUUUGCUUAUAAAAACCGAACCUUGGGCUGUCUAUCAAACACUAGCUCCCUAGAUGAGGACUGCGGCAUGCUCAACAAAAUGCAUAAGAAGGAUGAAAAUGCGUGGAAUGCAAUGAUUUCGUCCUAUGCAGAAGCAGGGAGGCUUGCUGAAGCAAGACAUCUCUUUGAGGAAGCUCCAAAGAAGUCUGUCAUCACUUGGUCGACACUAAUUUCUGGGUACUCUAAACACGGGUUUGAAAGUGAAUGCUUUGAGCUGUUUUGGGCGAUGCAGAAAGAUGGGAAGAGGCCAAGGGGUUUCACGCUUGGCAGCAUUCUAAGGAUUUGCUCUCAGAAGUGUUUGCUUUCUAGAGGUGAACAGAUUCAUGCAUAUUCAAUAAAGACUUGGUUUGAUCAAGACGUCUUUGUUGGUACAGGUCUUGUAGAUAUGUAUGCAAAGUGUAUGUGUGUUAAGGAAGCAGAAUUUGUAUUUAGCAUGAUCUCAAGUGGGAAAAAUCAUGUUACCUGGACUGCAAUGGUUAAUGGGUAUUCUCAGAAUGGCAAUCCUUCAAAAGCUAUUCAGUGCUUUUGGGGAAUGAGAGAAGAAAAUAUUAAUGCCAACCAGUAUACCUUCCCUAGUGUUCUCUCUUCUUGUUCCGCACUAUGCGACUUAAGAUCAGGGGUUCAAGUUCAUGCCUGUGUUCUUCGCGGCGGUUUUGGUUCAAAUUUGUUUGUACAGAGCGCAUUGGUGGAUAUGUAUGCCAAAUGUGGAGAUUUAUCCAGUGCAAGAAAAGAGUUGGAGUCCAUGGAAGUUGACCACGCCGUUUCUUGGAAUGCCAUGAUACUCGGGUGCGUUAAACACGGAUGUCCUCACAUUGCAUUGUCAUUGUUUAGUGACAUGCUUUCUAGACACAUAGACAUAGAUAAUUUCACAUACCCUUCCGUUCUCAACUCUCUUGCUACCACAAAGGACGUGAGAAAUGGAAAGUGUGUCCACUCUUUAAUAAUCAAGAGCGGUUAUGACAGUUACAGGCUUGUUUCUAAUGCCGUUGUAGACAUGUACACGAAACAAGAAGAGCUAAUUUAUGCAAAGGAAGUGUUUAAAGGAAUAAUGGACAAAGAUGUGGUUUCAUGGACAUCUCUAGUCACUGGAUAUGCUCACAACGGGAUGCAUGAAGAAUCUCUAUUGUUGUUUCGUGAGAUGAUGUCCGCUGAUGUCACUCCAGAUGUGAUCAUCUUCUCCAGCAUUUUGAGUUCGUGUGCAGAAAUUGCUGUUCUUGAUUUAGGGCAACAAAUCCAUGCGAACUAUAUUAAAUCCGGCCUCAAUAUGUCUGAAUCGGUUGACAACUCUCUUGUGACAAUGUACGCUAAUUGCGGGUCUCUAGAAGAUGCUGACCGCAUUUUUUACUCCAUGCAUUCGCGUAGUGUGAUUACAUGGACUGCCAGAAUAAUCGGUUAUGCCCAAAAUGGAAAAGGGCAAGACUCGGUAAGAUUCUAUGACUGUAUGAUAGGAGAAGGGGUAAAACCAGACUUCAUUGCCUUUAUAGGUUUGCUCUUUGCUUGUAGUCGUGCUGGUCUUGUUGAGCGUGGAAGGUCAUAUUUUGAAUCCAUGGAGAACAUUUACGGGAUAAAGCCGGGCCCCAGCCACUAUGCAUGCAUGAUAGACCUUUUAGGGCGGUCGGGGAAGAUGCAAGAGGCUAUGGAGUUGCUUACCACGGGAAAAGAUUUGGAACUGGACGCGACUGUGUGGAAGGCAUUACUAUCUGCAUGUGGGGUUCAUGGAAACAUCCAGGUAGCCGAGAAAGCUGCAACCAUGCUGUUCAAACUGGAACCAGUAGAUGCUGCCCCUUACAUAAUGAUGUCAAACAUAUAUUCAGCAGCUGGAAAAUGGGGAGAUUCUUCAAGAAUCAGAAGAUUGAUGAUGGUGAGCGGGGCCCGCAAGGAACGUAGCUAUAGCUGGAUCGAGAAGAACGGCGUGGUGCAUAAGUUCUUAUCAGGGGACAGAACCCAUCCGAAAACUGAUGAGAUUUUCUUAAAGGUGAAUGAUGUUCUGAGUUUGAUCAAGGAGGCUGGAUAUGUUCCUGACAUUAAAUGUUCUCUUCAUGACAUCAAUGAAGAGAGUAGGCUGCAGAACCUUGCUUACCAUAGUGAGAAGUUGGCUGUCGCGUUUGGGCUUCUUUAUUUGCCGAAAGGAGCAGCGAUUAGGGUAUACAAGAACCUAAGGGUUUGUGGGGAUUGCCAUACUGCAAUGAAGUUUAUUUCUAAGGUGUUCCAACGCCAUAUCAUUCUCCGAGACUCCAAUUAUUUUCACCAUUUUAGAUUAGGUACGUGUUCUUGUAGAGAUUAUUGGUAGGCUUUAGCAAGUUGAAUUGUUUUUGUGUCUAAAUACACCUAGAAAAGAAAAGAAAAAUUACAAUGUUGUGUCCACUGUCUCUUUGAGUUUGGCAAACGCCUUGUACAGUUAGCUAGGUGGGGAAACUAUAGCCAUCGUAAAAAGACGUACAAAGGUUUGAUAUUUUGUAAGAUUAUAUUUGUUCUUUUGGAGUUGGACCAAAUAAUAUAAAAUUAUUUUCAUGUGUUCUCA